Messenger RNA from Oppiella nova, 762 nucleotides. Lineage: Eukaryota; Metazoa; Arthropoda; Arachnida; Sarcoptiformes; Oppiidae. The record is from the annotation of a GenBank genome assembly.
GAAAGUCAUUAUACAAUGAAUUCUGUGCUUGAUGAAAAUCCCAAAUGGUGCCGGGCACUUGUUAUAUUGUACAAAUUCUCGCAUAUAACAAAUUUUUGCUGGAUGCUAAAUGAGGCGGCAUACCUGCACCGGCGUAUUGUAUUGAGCUUUGCCGAGGAAAGACAUUUUCUAUAUUACUAUCUAUUCGGAUGGGGAGCACCGGUAUUCGUAAUGAUACCUUAUAUUGUUGUACACUCGCUCGAAGACUAUGAUAUUAAUUGCUGGACUGUACCCAUGUUUUAUCCUGAACUGAUCUAUGACAUUUUGCCUGUUACGUGUGUUGUGCUAAACGCCCUGCUACUAUUCAACGUGGUGCGAGUUUUAAUGACAAAACUACGUUCAUCGCCCGACCAUUUUCGUGCUGGUCUACGGGCAUCCCUGAUCCUAUUGCCAGUGUUUGGCAUCCAGUACACUUUCUACAUCGCCAAUGUCGACCCAUUUGAGUCGUGCUCUACCGGCGUGUUUGUCGCCAAAUACAUACAGAUUGUGAUCGAAGCACUUCAGGGGGCGAUCGUCACCACUAUAUUCUGCUUUCUUAAUGGAGAGUACAUAGGUAGAUUAAAAGUUCAUAAGCAUGUCAAGCGUACAAUACAUAAGAUUAUACCCAGGAGCAGUAUCAUGCUCACUGAACAACAAGAAUUGGACAAGACCACUGAAUAAACUAGCCACGCCCUUUUAUUAUAAAAUAUCUAUAAUAAUAAUAAUAUUAUGUUUCUAUUUCAU